GACGUCACGGGCUCGGAGACGGCGAGGAGCUGGUGGAGCAUCAAGGCUGCCGGAGGAGCUGGGCUUGCGGGGUCAGGAGCCCGUCUGACAACAGGAUGGAGGUUCUGUCCAUGCACUGUCUCUAGGAUUUUUUUUUUUGCAUUCCGGGAUGUACUCCUCAGAGAAUGCGAUCCAGAGUCUGAACGCACAGGGAGAGCAUUUCAAUAUGAGAUUCAGGACCGUGUGAGCGUCGCUAAAGAUGUCCGAUAGUGCUGAUGUUGAAGAGAAGCCUCCAGCGCCGCCCCUGAGGAUGAACAGCAGUAGCCGAGACUCCUCUGCCGUGAACCACAGCUCCAAACCUCUCCCAAUGGCUCCAGAAGAGAAGAACCGCAAAGCCCGCCUGCGAUCCAUCUUUCCUGGGGGUGACAAGACCAACAAGAAGAAAGAAAAGGAGCGGCCUGAGAUCUCCCUGCCUUCCGACUUCGAGCACACGAUACACGUCGGCUUCGACGCGGUGACAGGGGAAUUUACAGGGAUCCCAGAGCAGUGGGCUCGUCUCCUCCAGACCUCCAACAUCACCAAGCUGGAACAGAAGAAAAACCCACAGGCCGUGCUGGACGUGCUCAAGUUCUACGACUCUAAAGAGACAGUCAGCAAUCAGAAAUACAUGAGCUUUACCUCCGGAGACAAGUCGGCACAUGGUUACAUUGCACCUAGCACUCUGAAACGUCUCCUGUCUGCGCCAGCUCUCAGCGUUAGAGCCUACGGCGCGGUGCCUGACAAGGGAACGAAGCCGGUGUCUGAGCCCCCGCUAGCUCCUCCGGUGUCUGAGGAGGAGGAGGAAGAGGAGGAGGAAGAGGAGGAGGAUGAGGAAGAUGACGAUGACGACGAGCCGCCCCCGGCCAUCGCGCCCCGACCAGAGCACACCAAGUCGAUCUACACGCGCUCUGUCAUGGAGCCACCAGCCCCCCCGGCUCCCGUGAAAGAGGUAGUCAUCUCGCCGGAGUCCACACCCCCCAAGACCACUGCCAGCAGCCUCUACCGCCAGACGGAUCGGCAGAAGAAGAAAUCCAAGAUGACAGAUGAGGAGAUCCUGGAGCGACUGAGGACCAUCGUGAGUGUGGGGGAUCCGAAGAAGAAAUACACACGUUUCGAGAAAAUAGGACAAGGAGCAUCUGGGGUCGUGUACACAGCCAUCGAUGUCGCCACUGGACAGGAGGUGGCAGUCAAGCAGAUGAACCUGCAGCAGCAGCCCAAGAAGGAGCUGAUCAUCAACGAGAUCCUGGUGAUGAGGGAAAAUAAGAACUCCAACAUCGUCAACUACCUGGACAGCUAUCUGGUGGGAGACGAGCUCUGGGUGGUGAUGGAGUACCUGGCUGGGGGAUCCUUGACUGACGUGGUAACCGAGACCUGUAUGGAUGAGGGCCAGAUUGCUUCUGUCUGCCGAGAGUGUCUGCAGGCGCUGGAGUUCCUGCAUUCCAACCAGGUCAUCCACAGAGAUAUCAAGAGUGACAACAUCCUUCUGGGCAUGGAUGGCUCUGUCAAACUGACCGAUUUCGGCUUCUGCGCCCAGAUCACCCCCGAGCAGAACAAGCGCAGCACCAUGGUAGGCACGCCCUACUGGAUGGCGCCCGAGGUCGUCACCCGCAAGGCCUACGGCCCCAAGGUGGAUAUCUGGUCCCUGGGCAUCAUGGCCAUUGAGAUGGUGGAAGGGGAGCCGCCGUAUCUCAACGAGAAUCCUCUCAGGGCCCUCUACCUGAUUGCUACAAACGGGACGCCUGAACUCCAGAACCCCGAGCGACUCUCCACCGUCUUCAGGGAGUUCCUCAGUGAAUGCCUGGAGAUGGACGUAGACAGGAGAGGCUCUGCUAAGGAGCUUCUGCAGCAUCCGUUCCUGAAGUUAGCCAAACCUCUCUCUAGCUUGACGCCCCUGAUCAUAGCUGCGAAGGAGGCCAUAAAGAACAGCGGCCGCUAAGGCUCGGCCGCCGGGGCGGGCCGUACGUGGGGAGCUCGCCUGAACACGCACCGGACUUCUUCAUAUCCCCUGACCGAGAUUUGUCUGGUGUUGGCACGGUGCCCCGACAGGACACCGGCUCUCAGAGUCAGACAGAGAGUCGUGGGCGAACUCACGAAAAGGGAGGCUACCGUUUUGUGGAACUCCUGCAUCUGCCCAGAGACUGGAAGGUCUGGCCACGGAGCCCAGCUUUUACAGAAGCCAUCCGGACACACCGGGGGGGGGCAAAGCUGUUUGGGCUUGCUCCUCGUCUGGAUUCGGAAAGAAAAGAGGCAGAGACGUGUCUGCCCGUAUAAACUGUGACUCUCAUUCUCUAGCCCAUUCAGCCCUGGUUUUGGUUCCACUUUACCUCCUACGUCGGCCGGCAACAUUAAAUCUUAUUCCAGCAUGAUCAUGUGACCAUUUUCCACAGUGUUAUGGGUUAAUUCGCAUGGGAAAGUGGGAGGUCGUAGCUCUGCUGUGACUUCAGGGUGUUAUUCCGAUAAAAGGACGGUUUUCAAUUACAGCUCCAGCCAUCAGUACGUUGGUGAUUUUAUAGCAUUUUGUGUCAAACUCCUAACAUCUCUAAAACAAAAUACCUUUACGCAUCUAAGAGGAAGAGUUCCUGUUGAUCUGUCUAAGACAAAAAAACUUUUUUUGUUCUGAAGAAAACAUAUUUAAUCUACUGCAGGAAUUCCAAAUUAUAUCAAGCCAUUUGUACCAACUAGGGAGAGAGACGUAAAGAAAACCCACGUUUUGUACGUACGCUAAGUGUAUUCAGCUGUUGGUCUGUCAGAUAUUUAUAUACCUUAUUAAAGGGGUGCUAUUUUUACAGAUUUCUUUUCUCAACUUAGGUUACGAUUUUCUGUCUGGGUAGCUUCCUGUUGCAGACGUUAAGGUGGGACAGUCAAGAUGUGUGUGUUUUAAAAAAAUGUGACGAAUUUACGGGUUGUGCCAGUGAUCGUGUGUACCUGUUUGUGACUGUACCUGAUAUUGGAAACGUGCACCGGAGUCUCGUUUUAAUUUUCAUGUCUUAAUUUCCUUCCGGGCCUUUCCGUAGAUAUUUCAAUGGAACUAAACUGCAGUAUUAGGAAAAAGAAAAAAAAACACCCUCAAGAACUGUGCAAUUUAAUGGUGAAGUAACGCAUUGGUUAGCUAUGGAAUGCUAUUGGUUCUUAUGUCAAAUUAUUGAUUUUUUUCCAUCACUUCUUGUUUGAACUGGCUAUAAAUUUCAAGAAAAAAAUUCACCGUCCAAAAUACAGAAUUUUUACAACUCAUGGUGGCUGAUGGUUCACGUCAGAAAAGAUGAAGAACAUUUUCCCGUUGAUAGCCGGUGAGACGUCUGCCAGCUGCUCUUAUGCAAGCUGCCUGUUUUAGACCAGCAGGGGGCAGGCUUGCAGGCACAUAGAUGCCUUACGGGUGGUCCGCCAGCAGGGAAUCCUCUGCUCCCAUCUCUCUGCUACCGCGCUCUGUCAGACACGCGCUAAUGCUAGCCACUUGAUGAUGUGAAAAUGGUAUCCCCUUAUCAAAAUGCCCAUUAAGCUACUCUCAAAAAGAAAGAGACUGUUCUGCAGUAUAUAUUUUACAGAUAUACAGUAUAUAUAAGCGAACAGGCUAACCGAUAUAUAUAUAUAUAUUUUGGUCCAGCUUAAUACAGCGAAAUGUCAGUCAUGAAGUUUUACAAAGAAUCCUGUUCCAGCCAAUGUAGAUAAAGCUGAGCUUCUAUUAGUGUUUAAUAAAUUGUGGUACCCCAGGUUCUGUACUGUGAUGCUGUAUGUACCAGUUUGGUAAUCAGCAGCUGCUAUACUCCGGGCCCACAGAACAAGCUCUGGCCCUGCUCUGUGUCCCUGUUGUAUUGUGAGAUCGCCACCCAUUUGAAGAAAUGAGCACAAAUGGCGCCCCCUCCUGGUGGAAGAAAAAAAAUGUUCAAUGUUCAGUUUCCCUCCAAUGCUCCCUGUACAUUCCCAUUCCCAGGCAAUAUGUAAGUCUGUACGUGUGAUGUGAAAUUCCUCCUUAAAUGUGUUUGAAGAAGAACAAAACCUUAAAUUAUUUGAAAUAUUAAAGCACUGCUGAUCAGUCUCUUGUACCUUAAGCAGGUUUUUUUCCUUUUUUCUUUUUUUAAGAAAAAUUACUAAAUUGGAGUUUUCGAUAGAAAAAGAUAUUUCUAAUUGUGGUUGAAGCAAUAGAGUUUUUGAAUUAAGAAUUGUGCAUGGCUCUGUCUUGAGUGUAAUACUGACAACAAUCAAUACUGCAGCUUGGAAAUUGGACUGAAAUAGAAAACAAAACACUCCACAUAAUCUUUGUUUUCAAUAAACUUACUUUUCAUUGCAAACUA
Messenger RNA from Paramormyrops kingsleyae, 4307 nucleotides. RefSeq names its product serine/threonine-protein kinase PAK 3-like. Gene Ontology annotation, biological process: protein phosphorylation. Lineage: Eukaryota; Metazoa; Chordata; Actinopteri; Osteoglossiformes; Mormyridae. The record is from RefSeq and is a predicted model, not a curated record. Gene Ontology annotation, molecular function: ATP binding; protein serine/threonine kinase activity.